Molecule: messenger RNA, 2328 nt
Organism: Xiphophorus couchianus (Monterrey platyfish)
Lineage: Eukaryota; Metazoa; Chordata; Actinopteri; Cyprinodontiformes; Poeciliidae
Gene: rhbdl2
Product: rhomboid, veinlet-like 2 (Drosophila)
Exons: 8
Coding region: 433-1290 (285 amino acids)
Cellular component (GO): membrane
Molecular function (GO): serine-type endopeptidase activity
Source: RefSeq, a predicted model, not a curated record
ACCACAGGUGUGGCAACGGGAAACAGGUAAACUGCUGUAGACUGCAUGGUUGGGGUAGUACAGUCACUAGAUAUUCUGCAAGUUGUGGACAAGUGUCAGAAAGGAACCAGAAACGGCCGUCACUCGUGAUUUGUUUGUUCGGAGGAAGGAAGCGUCUUGGAGGGAGAAAAGAAAGCAAAGACUAUAAUUAUCUCCGACAGAUUUUUUUUGCCCCUUUUCACUUAGGGCCAGUUCGAAAAAGAACGCGGCUCCGUAGGUCGUCUGAAAACACUGAGGGGUUGUGGUAGUCACUGGCUUUGUUUUUGUCUCGAGCUCAGCCUGUGGAUUCAUUUUACAUUUGAAUUAUCGUAGGAUUUUCCCCACUGUUUUCUAAUUGGAGCCAAGUGACGCGUUCCUGCUGAAAGUUCAGAGUAUUGCAGUGUAGCAACAAAGAUGGGCGACAUUGACUAUGAGGAGGCGGAGCAGGAGGAAAACAGUCAGCCGGAGAUAAAUGAUGGGGAAGAGACGGGAUGCUUUAGGAAGUUCCAGAAUUUGAUCAUCCCACCAGAGUUUCGGGACCGGUACAUGCAACGCGCUAACUGCUGCCCACCUCCGAUCUUCAUCAUUGCCAUCAGUAUUGCAGAGUUGGCAGUGUUUAUCUACUAUGCCGUGUGGAAGCCUCAUAAGCAGUGGGUGACCCUGGAUGUAAGCAUCUGGAAAAGUCCUCUCACCUACGAUCCUUCCAAAAGACAGGAAGCAUGGCGGUUCUUUUCCUACAUGUUCGUCCACGCUGGUGUGGGGCACAUCUUCUGCAACUUAGUGAUGCAGCUCUUGCUUGGGAUCCCACUGGAAAUGGUCCACAAAGGGCAUGAAGUAGGAUUGGUUUACCUGGCUGGUGUCCUUGCAGGGUCUUUGGCCAGCUCCAUCUUUGAUCCUCUCACUGUUUUGGUUGGGGCUUCUGGGGGCGUUUACGCCCUGUACGGAGGUUAUUUCAUAAAUGCAGUGGUGAAUUUCAAACAGAUGAAACUUAUUUUUGGAGUGGCUCGAAUCCUCGUCAUUGUUUUAAUUGUUGUUGCAGAUUUCAGCUAUGCCUUAUACAGAAGAUUUGCCAGUUUAGAGGGAGGUGUAAAGGUGUCGUUUGUGGCUCAUUUGGGAGGAAUUGUUGCCGGGCUGACUAUCGGAUACGUCUUCUUCAUUAAUUUCAAUAUGAAGCUGUGUAAAAACCCACUUUUCUGGAUUUGCAUAUUUGGAUAUGCUGUCUUCAUUAUCUUCGCCGUGUUCUUCAACAUCUUCAUCUCUCCUGCAUCAUAGAACUGGAGAAGAUUUCACCCAGCGUUUUGCUCAGGAGUCUUGUUUUGACUUGUCUUAAAGUCUUUGUGAAUAUCAACAAAUUGUUUAUCUUGAGAUUGAUACAGAUUUUCUAGUUUUAAAGCUUGUAUUUUGACUUGAUUUAUAUUAGGGCCAUUUAGUAGUGUCUCAUAGAACUGCAAAGACACUGUGUCUUAUUUUUCAGCUGUUGGGCGACUUGCAUGCAGUCAAAGUCACAUUGUGAAGAGAGUUUCAUUCUGUAUCGCACUAGGUGACAAACAACCAAGCAAGGAAGGCUAUACUGGUGUCGUGAGAAGCGAGGAGGGUUAUAGACACACACUAUAGACAAAAAAGAGGUGUUUUGAAUAUUUAAUCAAAUCAUAUUUGAUUUUUUCCAGAUAAGAUGUUAAACUUUCUUAAUUUCCAUAUACUGAUUUAAUGGAAACUAUUGUUUGUUUCGUUUGCAUCAACAUCUCUCAUCCAGUAUUAACAAAACUCCUGUAAAUAUGAAUUAUUCUUCACAAAAAUCACAUUUUCAAACCUUAUUAACAACAUUAAAGUACUAAAGAGCUUUUAUCAUUAGGUCUCAUUUUAUGCCUCAUUUAUUGUGCUGUAUCCUGUUAAAGGAACAAUGAAAUGUCCAGUAAGAUGUAAAACAGAUGGUGGACACACCAGUUAUUGCAACUUAUCUAUCGGUCACUACGUCUUAAUAUUGUUGCCUCGUGUCAACUUUGUAAACACAUUUAAAAGUUAACUGUAAUUUCUGUUCUUUUUUUUCUAUUUUCUGUAAGGGUGAUAACUAAAUACUAGCUUUAAAAAUAGGGUAUUUUUGUAGGUUUGGUAAUGUAGAAACAUGAUGCUUUAGAAGAUAUACUGCUAAUCUAAGAGGCCGUGGAGACUUUCCAACUGAAGUCCAAAUAGGACUUUUUGUUUGCUUUUGAAUUUUCAUAUCAUGUGUUCAAAUAAAGUUAGUUUAAUUAAGUGUGUUUUACAAUGCUUGAGCUGGCUUCCUUCUGAAAUAAAAGAAGCUCUUUUACUAGA